Messenger RNA from Syngnathus acus (greater pipefish), 450 nucleotides. It is a transcript of the gene leap2, whose product is annotated as liver-expressed antimicrobial peptide 2. The record is from RefSeq and is a predicted model, not a curated record. Lineage: Eukaryota; Metazoa; Chordata; Actinopteri; Syngnathiformes; Syngnathidae. The transcript has 3 exons. The coding region runs from base 147 to 431 and encodes 94 amino acids. Gene Ontology annotation, biological process: antimicrobial humoral immune response mediated by antimicrobial peptide; defense response to bacterium.
GUCCGACUUGCUGGUGCCACUCUUGACCCAAAGUCAACGUCAGAGCAUCAAGACGACCAAAACUUUACCAGCUGCGACGAGAGGCAGGCUCAAAACCUUUUUUUUUUUUUGUGUUUUGCAUUUUCUUUGUGCAAGUUCGAAUCAACAUGCAGGAGAACAGUGGCGUCCCACAGAGGAAACUUUCUCUUUGCGUUCUGAUGCUGCUGCUGCUCCUGUUGCAGCAGGUGUGCUCGGGUCCGUUGGCCUCGCCGGUGCAGAGUCCAUACUCGGCGCACAAGAGAUUAGCCCGCAUGAGCCCGCUGUGGAGGAUCAUGAACAGCAAACCUUUUGGUGCUUUUUGUCAGAACAACUAUGAAUGCUCCACUGGACUCUGCAGGAUGGGACGCUGCUCUAACCACCAGCCGCCACCCUCCGAGCCCCUCAACGACUAGAAGCAACCGAGGGCAGGAA